AUGGGUAUGUUGCACGUCAGACCAUAUGCUUACUCAAAGGUAGAGAAUGAAGACCCGGAAGAGACGAAGCACCGGCUGGCGCAGUUCUUGAUUUACAAGGCUAUGCAGAGAGCUGACGGUUGCAGGAGAAGGCCGUCGUGGUUGAGAGUCAAAAUGUUCAAGUUGAAGAUCAAGAUUGGUAAGAGGCUGAAGAAGCUGAGGAAGGGCAUCUCUUCAACUCUCUUUUCUGCUAAAGCUGAUCUCUGCAGCCAAAUUACUUGUGUGUUCAAAUCUUGCAAGUAUUUGUUGCAUGGGAAGCAGCAGCCGCAGGACCGCCCUAUAAUUAGCACUCUCCCACCAUUCUUCUGA
Messenger RNA from Sesamum indicum (sesame), 348 nucleotides. NCBI's taxonomy places the organism in Eukaryota, Viridiplantae, Streptophyta, Magnoliopsida, Lamiales, Pedaliaceae. The record is from RefSeq and is a predicted model, not a curated record.